This is a messenger RNA of Chlorella variabilis, 1155 nucleotides long. RefSeq lists its product as hypothetical. Bases 1 to 1155 code for a protein of 384 amino acids. The transcript is spliced from 3 exons. The record is from RefSeq and is a predicted model, not a curated record. Gene Ontology annotation, cellular component: cytoplasm. Lineage: Eukaryota; Viridiplantae; Chlorophyta; Trebouxiophyceae; Chlorellales; Chlorellaceae.
AUGCGGCAAGCAGUUGGCGCUGCUGCUUCAGGGCAAGCGGACGACACCCAGGCCGCCCGCUUCCUCUACCUCUUCUGCUGCACAGCCGAGGGGUGCGGCAAACUGCCUGACUGCUGGCGGGCGCUGAGGGUGGUGGUCCCAGACAGCAAGCCUGCGGGAAGCAGCGGCAGCCCGGCGCUACCACCCACGCAGCAGGAGCCACCUGCAGCCGCCGCAGCAGCACAGGCGCCUGCGGCGGCGGCGGACAACUGGGGCGUCGGCGCGACGGAUGACUGGGGAGUGGGCGACAGCAGCGACUGGGGUGACGGUGGCGAGGCACCCGGUGCCCCAGCUGCAGCCUUCGACUUUGGGGAUCUGAAUGCAGCACUGGACGCGAUGGGCAGCGCACCGGCAGCAGCCAAGGCACCCGCGCCCAACAAGCAGGCACGCGCGACGGGGCAGGCUCUCAGUGGCAGCAGGGCGGCGCCCGUGUAUGACGCUGCCCGCCCCUGCCUGCCCGCCUUCUACCUCUAUGCCCAGCCAGAGUCGCAGUGCACCGCCCGCAGCGGCUGCGGCAGCAGCAGCAGCAGCAGCAAGCAGUCUCACGCGGAUCAGGAGCACCUGCGGCAGCUGGCGGCCCGCUACGAGCAGGAAGAGGCGGCGGCACUCAGCGCCGCCGCUGCUGGCAAUGGCGCUUCCUCGGCGGCGGCGUGCGCGCCUAGCGUGGAGGGCGGGCCCGAGUCGUGGGGAGGGGAGGGGUAUGAGGAGGACACCGUGCUUGCGCUGCCCGGCGGCAAGCGCGCGCGUGUCGGCGCCGCCUUUUUCAAGUUCACCAAGCAGCUGGCGCGCUGCCCCGACCAGUGUGCACGGUACAGCUUUGGCGGCCGCCCGCUGUGGCCCGGCAGCCAGGGCCCUCCCGCUCCCGAGCCUUGCGGCGCGUGCGGCGGACCGCGGACGUUUGAGGUGCAGCUCAUGACCCCCGUCAUCCCCGCCCUGGCGGAAUCGGCAGAGUGGCUGAGGGCAGGGGGUGCGGCGGCAUCGGCGGCGCUGCUGCAGCCCGCCGACAGCUGGGAGUGGCUGACGGUGUGCAUCAACACGUGCCGCGCCAGCUGCUGCGCGUCUGCUGGCAGCCCGCAUCUGGUUGCGGAGGAGGUUGUGCUGGUGAAUGAGGAGUGA